Molecule: messenger RNA, 414 nt
Organism: Fibroporia radiculosa
Lineage: Eukaryota; Fungi; Basidiomycota; Agaricomycetes; Polyporales; Fibroporiaceae
Exons: 5
Coding region: 1-414 (137 amino acids)
Source: RefSeq, a predicted model, not a curated record
AUGGGUGCCACCUUAGCAUUUUCAUUCUGGACGUUGUUCGUCACCGGUUCAAUUCUCGCGUACUUUAUCACCCAUCGCAACACAGCCGAAAGGGACCUCAACGCUAAGAAGGCCGAACUUGCAGAAGUCAACCGCAAGCAAAGGGCAUUGGCGGAACUCAAGACCAAAUUUGACGGUAUGAAACCAGACAUUGCACUUAUCUGCGAGAAGCUCGUGAUUUUCGGCAACAUUUGGCAGUCAGUCAGCGCUCAAUGCGCGGCUUUCGGAAAGCAUCUCGAGAAAGGUAUGGAUGCCCUUAAUGACGAGGAAUUCCGGUUGCAAGUCAAGCUCGCUAGGAAGACGUGCACUCCUCUUCGUAACGGGCUUACCAGAUAUGCGACGUCGCUCGAUAAAUCUCCUCUCUCCCAGUCCUAA